GCGCCCAACAUGGCGGCUCCCAGCGGCCGCCGGCCGCAGCCCGCGGGGCCGGGCGGGGGCAGCGGGGCCGGGCCCGGGGCUCUGCGGGGCGCCGAGGAGGACGCCGAGGGUCUCUACGUGGCGGUGGAGCGGUGCCCGCUCUGCAACACCACGCGCCGCCGCCUCACCUGCGCCAAGUGCGUGCAGAGCGGCGACUUCGUCUUCUUCGACGGGCGCGACUCCGAGAGGUUUUCAGACAAGAAAGAGAGGCUUAUGCAUCUUAAAACCAAACAGAGAGAAUUCCAAAAACAUGUUUUGAAGGCCAUGGAAGGGAAAGAAAUAACUGAUCAGCUGAGAUGGAAAAUAAUGUCUUGCAAGAUGAGGAUUGAGCAGCUGAAACAGACCAUUUGCAAAGAAAAUGAUGAAAUGACAAGACACACAGAGGGGCUGCUGAGGAUCAAAGAGGAGAACCAGAAGCAUUAUCGCAGGGCACAGAGGCACCAGGAGAAGAAGGAGAAGAUCCAGAAGCACAACAGGAAGCUGGGAGACCUGGUGGAGAAGAAAACCUACGACCUGAAAACGCAGUACGAGCACCUGGCAAACCUGCGGCGGACGCACAUCCUGGAGCUGACCUCGGUCAUCUUCCCCAUCGAAGAGGUGAAGACAAGCAUGAGGGACCCUGCAGAUGUGUCCUCAGAGAGUGACAAUGCCAUGACCUCCAGCACUGUGAGCAAGCUGGCAGAAGCACGGAGAACCACGUACCUGUCCGGGAGGUGGGUGUGUGACGACCACAACGGGGACACCAGCAUCAGCAUCACGGGGCCCUGGAUCAUCCUCCCCAACAACGGGGACUACUCAGCUUACUACAGCUGGGUGGAGGAGAAGAAGACUACACAGGGACCUGAUAUGGAACAUAAUAACCCUGCUCAUACCAUCAGUGCUGCAUUGUGCUAUGCAACUCAGCUUGUUAACACUUUGUCUCUCAUACUUGAUGUAAAUCUUCCCAAGAAGCUCUGCAACAGUGAAUUCUGUGGAGAGAAUCUCAGCAGACACAGGUUCACACGGGCAGUGAAGAAGCUGAAUGCUAAUAUCCUUCACCUCUGCUUCUCUCAGCAUGUAAAUUUAGAUCUGUUGCACCCCCUGCAUACCCUCAGGAACCUCAUGUACCUGGUCAGCCCAGACACCAAGAACUUGGGCAGGUCUGGCCCCUUUGAAAUCAGCGCUGACCUGGAGGACUCCAUGGAGUUCGUGGAGCCCAGCGCGGCGGGCGAGACGGACGAGAGCGGCGACGAGCACGUGAGUGACGAGGAGACGGACCUGGGCACGGACUGGGAGAACCUGCCCAGCCCCAGGUUCUGUGACAUCCCCUCGCAGCAGGUGGAGAUGCUGCAGAGCCAGAGCACCCAGGUGUCCCAGCCCAUCGCCAGCAGCAGCGCGGGCGGGAUGAUCUCGUCCGCCGCCGCCUCGGUCACCUCGUGGCUCAAGGCCUACACCGGGCACCGCUAGCGGGCACAGGGGGCUGUGCCAGGAACCCCUCCCCGACUGUGCUGUAGUCAACCUUUACCUGUUCAGUUAAGUAGUGCCUGGAACAAAGGAAAGGUCAGACUUGCAUUUUGUAAACCGGAGAAAACCUUUUUAUUUACCCAAGACGACUGUGACGGCCCCGUUUUGUAAACGAGCUCCGUGCUCCCCACGGAUUCCGCGAGGUCUCGGUUCUGUCUGCAUCGAGGAUUGUGAAAGGACCCAGCAACCUCCAGCUCUACUUUCUGAAGAAGAAACAGAUUUUGGAGCGUUUGGAUUGGGGUGAGCGCAGGGAAGGCUGCUCAGGGCGCGGUCUGGACAGUGGUGCAAAUGCAGUUCCCACUUUCUUAACUCCUUACAGGGUUUUCCUUUGUGUGUGUGUUUUAAAUCUGUCUUGCAUAAUGCAAAAAUGCGUAUUUCUAAAUUUUUUUCAUUCAGGACAUGAAAAUUAUGCAUUUUUAACAUGUUUUCUAAUCUCUGUUGCCAUAUUUUUAAUACAAAUGAUCAGCAUGGACAGGGAAUUCACACAGCAAAUUGCUCUUGGUUUAGAUUUGGUUGUGAAUCUUUACCCAGUUUUGCCAUAGAAAACUGGCUCGUUUCAUGCUGUUUCCACUGGUAGGUGUAGAAGUUUUGUGUUGUGCUGAGGCACACAGGCUCUGUGCUCUUUAAUACCAUACACCAAAGAAACACUGGACAUUCUCUUGCUAGACCCACAUUCGAUGCUGAUACAGAAUUGCAUUGUUGCAAUAAUAUCCAUCGGUUACCACACCACGUUGCCACUUUUUAGCAUUAGAAAAACCUCAUUUCAUGCUAAUUUGGUGAAGUCACGCGCUCUCCACACUACAUGUUUUUAACCCUAUUUUAUUGUAUGUUCUUGGUGGGGUUUGUUGUUUACUGACUGCUAAGCUGGUUUGGUUUCCCUGGCACAGCUGGCUCGUGGAUCCCCAGGAGGUGGGCGCUGAACGGUGACUCGGUGAGCCAGGGCUCCUUCUCUUCCUCUGCCUUGCAGGACGGGGCACCCACGGGGGGUUUGCUCAGCAGAGCUUCCAACGUUUACAUUUAGAGCUGGGACAGUUCCUCCACAGGGCCAGCCAGGGAAGAGCCUCCUGCCCUCCCUGCACGAGGGAGGAUUUCUGGCACUGCCCCGCAGCUUGUGGGGACACGGCUCCUAACGAGGAGCGGUGACAGAGGGCACAUUCCUGCCCGAUCCCAGCUUUCCCAGCCUCCUCACACGGUGUGCUGUGGUGGAUUUCUCUGUUCCUCUCCAGGCUGGCCAGCGCUGCCUCUGUCCCCAGCCAGGAGGGGUGGGAAGCCAGGUGUGGCAGUGACACCUGUGUGCCCCAUGCCAGGGGUCUGGCUGGACAUUGUGUCACCCACCCCUCCACAGCAGCUUCAGCCCUGAGCUUGGGCAUCUCUUGUCAGCAGUUUCUUCCAAUUUUUUCUUUUUUCUUUUUUUUUUUUUAAACCAAAGACCCUUAACUCUGCUCACGUUGUCAGCCAACACCACCCUCGCUCCUGCCGCUCCUCUGCUCUAAGAGUUGGGUUUGUUUUAGGAGAACAGCCCAGGCCCCUGGGCUGCUGCAGCCCGAGGGGGUCAGUGCCCCCAGCCCCGCUGCCAGGCCCAGCCCGGGCCUUUGGGCUCUGUGGCUCACAGCACUUUAUCACUCACAGCUCUGAGCAACCAGCACACGCCAGUAUUGGAAACUGGGCUCACAGCCCAGCCCCUUCUGCUUCCCCAUGGAUUUUGCACUGGACCUCGCCAUCUAAAAACCUUUUUUUGGUUGUUUUUUAACAGGAAUUUCAGUCCCUUUUUCAUUGCUGCCUUUGCGCUUUGAGCUCCGGAAGGUCAGGCCAUGACUCAGCCUCGUGCACUGUCACUGAACUUAGGGAAAGAAAAUCCAACACAAUAACUUUUCUAAGCCAUAUAUUUCAUAUCCAUGUUUUCCAAAAUAAUUUAUUUCCAACCCUGUCAUACUCUGAGAGUGCACAAGGGCACUGUGAGGGUGUUCAGAUGUGUUAAGAGAGGGCUUUUCAUGGAACCUUUUUUUGUAACAGAACACAAGGUUGUGGUGGGGUUUUUUUUUAAAGUGUUUUGCACAUGUGUAGCUGAGGAAGAACAGUAUGUCCAAACCUUGAGUGCAAUCACCAGGAUUCAUUUCCCAGGUUGUUUGGGGGGUUGGGGGAGGGAGGAUGGGAAUAUCUGUAAUUAUAGAUAUUUGAAGGCAGCCAGCUGAGAGUUUACAAAACAUUUUGUGUAGCAUGAACACGGGAAUUUCAGUUUGGGCCGGGAUUUCUGGUCCUGACCAGUGGCCUGGGGUGGCCAAUUCAGGCUGCCAAGGAAGAGCCUGAUUUUUGGGGGCCCAGCCCUGUGCUGAAAAUCAGGUGCCUGGGCAGGGUCUGGGGUGGGGACCUGGGGGUGGCUUUUUCACCUGCGGAAACUCGCGGCCCCUCUCUCGCAACUUCCAGACUUAAAAUGUAACUAAACACAAAUGGUUUGGUUUUUGUUGGUUUUUUUUUUGUUUUUGUUUUUGGUUUUUUUUUUCUUCUAAAUUUUAUUGUAUUAUUGCAAUAAAUCUUUAACAGUAAUUUUUUUAAAGUUGUAUAUUUAUGACUGUUAUUUCUGUGUGAUUUGUUUUUCACCGUGCUGGGCAAAGAACACAAGAAUUUCCAGCCUUCAAAGCAUCACAGGGACCAGACCUGUUACAGUGCAAUCAGUUGUACGGCGGUGGAAUAAGCAAUACCCAUUCUAAAAAAAUACUCUUACAUAAAAUAACUGCAUCUCCAUGGGAGCAGGGGGUGGAGUCCUGCACAACACACACACACACACACACAUCCCUCUAUGUACAUGUAAACGGAUAAACCUCUUGGGUGAGCCUGGCUCGGGGCUGCUCCUGUGCUGGGGGAUGUUUCUGCAGCUGCUGGAUUCUUUCUGCAUGCAAAGGCUCCUCGUUACAGGCUCGUUUUGGGAUGCAAGAAGGUGACUUUUGAAGGAUGGAGUUAAUUGUGGUGUCAGAGCGGCAGGGAAGGCUCUGCCCACGGGCCCUGGCAGCCCAUGGGUCACAGGCUGCUGGACCAGGGGGGAGAAAUCAUCCCUCCCACUGCAUUUUUUGUGAUGUAUCAGAUGGGAAGGAGCGAUGGCCCUGCGAUUCCUGGCUGUUGGACACUCGGGAUUGGGAGCAGCCGGCACCUGGGGCUCCUGCACUCAGAGCUGGGGCAGUUCAUGGCCUCGGUCACAGCGCAGUCGGGUCAUGGCCAGCGGCAGAGCAAAGUCUGGGCCGAGCUCAGCUCGUGCAGACAAUGCUCAGGCCACUUCUGCUUAAACAGGAGCAGCAGCAGCAGCUUUUGGCCUCUGCCCACUGUGGUUUGUGGCAGGAGAGCAGCCUGAAAAUGCCCUCACCUGUCCCUACACCAGCACUGCCUGGACCAGCCAAAGGCAGGGGGGAAGGAGAAACAGCCCCAGGUGGGGCUUCAGCACCAUUUCCACCGUGCAAGAAGUGGGAGUGGAGACACAGCUUGGAUCUGUCAGUGCAGUUUUGUGCAGGUGUGAAAUCCUGGAAUGGUUUGGCUUGGAAGAGACCUUAAAGUCCAUCUCAUUCUACCCCCUGCCAUGGCAGGGACACCUUCCACUGUCCCAGGCUGCUCCAAGCCCUGUCCAACCUGGCCUUGGGCACUUCCAGGGAUCCAGGGGCAGCCACAGCUUCUCUGGGCACCCUAUGCCAGGGCCUGCCCACCCUCACAGGGCAGAAUUCCUUCCCAAUAUCCCAUCCAUCCCUGCCCUCUGGCACUGGGAGCCAUUCCCUGUGUCCUGUCCCUCCAUCUCUUGUCCCCAGUCCCUUUCCAGCUCUCCUGGAGCCCCUUCAGGCCCUGCAAGGGGCUCUGAGCUCUCCCUGGAGCCUUCUCCUCUCCAGGUGAACAUUCCCAGCUCUCCCAGCCUGACUCCAGAGCAGAGGGGUCCAGCCCUUGGAGCUUUUCCAUGGCUUUACCAACAGCUCCAGGGCACAGGAGCAGGUGCUGCAGGAAGGGACCUGGGUCCAACACAAGGAACUGAACUCUGCUGCAGCAUCCCAGGAUUUCUCCACAGGGAACAUGGCCAGCAAAGGGAAAAGCUGCUGCAGAAACAGCCAGGAUGGAGCAAGAACCCAACCACAAGGCUCAGCCACAGGCAGCUUUCUCAGUGCUGUCCAUGCCAGGAGAGCCCCAGAGCUUGAUGAGAACUGGAAGCUUAUGGACAAUGGAAAUGUUAUUACAACUUCUUCACAGGCCUAUCUGGAAAUUCAGUCCAGACACUCCAAAUGCUCUCAAAUGCAGGGAGGUCAAGCACAUGGUGCAGUCCUUCAUCCUCAGUUCUAAACACUGAACUUUGUAAAUCCAACACUGGAUUUUAUUUUUUUUUUUUUAAUUGCUUCUUAGGAAGAAAAACCAAAACCCUAACAUUCAUCAGACCUUGGCUUCUCCCUGAACCAUCCCUUAAGGAAACAGAAAUCUGCAUUUUACAACGUUACAGGAAAAAAAAAAAAAAAAAAAAAAAAGCCUGCAGGCAGGCAGCUCAGCAUGGCAACAUUCAGAACCAACCCACUUCUGGCUGCAAAAGCUUGCUCCAUGAAACAAUUUUUAACAGCAAUGCUGUGCAGGAGGGACAGUUCCGGCAGACAACGUAAUAAAUGAUGUAUAAACCUGCCCACACUCCCCAGCCAGCCUGGGGGAGGGCAGAGAUGGGGUAGGGUAGAUAGCAAGUUGUCCUCUGGAUUUACCUGCUCCAAGAACAAAAUAGCCUCAUGAUAUUAUUUUAUCCUCGUUUUUCCCCUUGUUCAACAAAAUCUCAUACCCUGUUCCAAAUAAAAUGACCUCACUGGCCCCUUAUCUAAUUACAAAAUAUUUUCCUCUGCCACUCCAUUCCAGCCUCACAGGGACUUUCCUCGCUGCUGUCAGCCUCAAGUUUUCCACAGUCUUGGGUGGGGGGUGCAGGAAAGCAGCUUCUUUUCCUUUUCCCCUAAUCAAAAUUAAGCUGAAGGCCUUUGAUGCCGAUGGCUUUGGCAAAACAACAGCUUGGAGGGUUUUGCUGCUGGUCCGGGCGCAGCCGAGGGAGCAGAUGGAAGUUUGGGUGAAGCCUGCACCCUGCUAGAGGAUGAAGUCAGGGAUUAAGGAGGGAUCCCGCUUUUCCUCUCCCUCUUCCCAGCCGAUUACAAGGCGGCCGCACCCUUCUUUCAGAUUCCUAAUUUCAUUCCUCCUGCUUGUCAUCAUGUCUGCAGUGCAGGGAGGCUGAGCAGCUCUGGGAGCGGUGGCUGACACCCGGUGGGUGGCAGGAGCAGGUGAAGGCAAAAUAUAAAACCAGCACAUCCUUUAAAGCUCCCUGAAAAGCCUGAGCUCACCAAACCCACAUUUCAGGCUGCCAGGGCUCGAUUUUCCUUCUCCCACUGUUAAAGAACAAAAGCCUUCAAAACCCUCUUUUGUCCUCCUGCCGCUCCAAAAGCAGGUGAGUCACUCCCUGUGAGCCCAGGGCAGGUGGAGGGGGGUGGCUCAGCCUGGCCCCCACAGGCAGCAGUUUUCCACACCUUGCUGAUCCAGCACCGAAGGAUAGAGAACAUGAGCCAGGCACAGGGCCACCCCAUCCCUGCCCUUUCCAGCGGCUCCCUGGGCUUGGCAGGGCAGAGGAAGGCCCGAGGUGAGCCCCAUGGGGAGGUGGCACCAGCUCAGAGAUUUUGGCUGCUCCAGCUGGAAUGGUGAGAGCCAGGAGUCCAUCCAUGCCCUGAGAAGGGGCAGAGGAACAGCAACAGCACCAAGUGGGGGACAGAAAGACGUGGCCAGGGCAAAGGCACGGCCGCCCCGCUCCGUUGGGCUCCCUGGAAAACGGCUGCUGCUCCCCUGACGGAGCUGGAUGCGGCUGCUGGACUGAACAAGGUCCAUUCCCAGGCUUCCAAACCAUCCACCCUGCGAGGGCUCUAGCGGGAGGCUGAGGUCUGGCUCACAGCACGGCAGGGCAGGAAUGGAUCCAGGGAAUUCUGCCACGGAUUCCACGCUCCGCUCCCGUUCCGAGUGCGAGGAAUCGCUGUUGAUCUGGCACAAACCUCUGCAAUUCCCCUGGAAAGCAGCGAGCCACAGCACUGGCAGGAGAGGCCAAGGGCUGCAGCACAGCAGGGCACAGCACUGCAAGGAUUCUUCUUGCAAGGGAAAACUCAAUACAGAGAGACAGGAAAGCUUCUGGCACACCACAGAGCCAAGGCAACACCACACUGAUCCUGCUGGACCCACAACUCCAUCCUUGAGCAUCCAGGGAAUGGGGCAGGUGCCCACACAAGAGCCAAGAAGCAGGAGGAGCAGAAAGUUUUUGCAAGUUUUACACACCUAGCACCAGAAUUCCCGAUGAAAGGAACCUCUGCUGCACGCAGGGCUGGCAGGAAGGAAAGGAAAAGCUGGAAUCUGUGACUCUUACAGCAGGGAGUUCUCCAAGUACUAGAGAGCUGGGGGUUUUUGUUUCUUUGUUAGCAGGAGGACAGGUUUGCUAGAGAAAGCACAUUGCACGUCUGAACUACAGCACAGCACCAAGUUUCUGCCACGUGUUUUACAGCAUUUUUAUUUUGGGGCAAAAGUCUUACAAGAGAAUGUCUGGUAAGGCAGAUCUAGAAUGCACAUUUUAUUUAUGUAAAAAAAAAAAACAAAAAAAAAAACCCAACCAGACAACAUGGGUAAGGUAGACAAGAACUUUUUUUUUUAUAUUCUGACUAUACAAUAAUAUUCCUCUUUUUUUUUUUUAAUCCACUGCCACGCUAAUAUAAUGGAUCUGCUCUAUAGUCUAAAGUUUGUUGUCCAGUUAAGUUGUCUGCAGCUUCUUUAAACAAGUUGACCUUUACCUAUUUAGAGUUUCUUCUCAGAAACAUUCAUAUAUUAUACAGGAUAUACAGAUUUUGAAACAAGACACUUAAAAACACACACACCUAUAGCCGCAACACUGGGAUAGCUGCAUUGUAGGGGUUACCUUGUUCAGCCAGCUGUAGACUCUGUAUGUACAAUUAGUUUUUAUAGUGUUAUUUACAGAGAUGGACUAAAAGCUCUCUUUUAAUCUAAAAGGUAAAGGCUCUUGUGUUUGAGUAUGUGCAGUUUCAUAGCCCUGUGGAAAAAAAAAAAAUAAUAAUCACGACAAUUAUAUACACUGUAAACAGCACAA
Messenger RNA from Poecile atricapillus (Black-capped chickadee), 8662 nucleotides. RefSeq names its product autophagy related 14 (gene ATG14). The record is from RefSeq and is a predicted model, not a curated record. NCBI's taxonomy places the organism in Eukaryota, Metazoa, Chordata, Aves, Passeriformes, Paridae. Bases 10 to 1485 code for a protein of 491 amino acids. Gene Ontology annotation, cellular component: autophagosome; extrinsic component of omegasome membrane; mitochondria-associated endoplasmic reticulum membrane contact site. Gene Ontology annotation, biological process: autophagosome assembly; cellular response to starvation; mitophagy. The transcript has 10 exons.